GAUGUUGUGCGCCUAAGCGGGGGGUGUCAUUCUGGGGGAAGGAAAAUCGAGUCAAAGGAGUUACCUCUAUGCCAAGCUUUUCGAGAUAUGAGAUCGGGCUAUUUUCGUGUCCGUUCUUUUCUACAAUUUAAAAAAGAAAAGUAAAAAACAACAACAUUUGAGAGUAACGACCUUCAUUCGCUCAUCUGCUGGUGGACAAAUUCAACACCGUUGUGCAUGCACUAUUUCUCAGUGUGUUUACAAGUGAUUGAAAGCGUGCCAGCGAAGAGGGAAUAGGAUAAGCAAGGAAGGAGGGAUGGUGGACAAUUCCGGUAGCAGCAAGGCACAAAUGCCCAGCAUGUCUCAGGAGGGAGGUCUGGUAGGGGGCUAUCCUCAGGGGGCCACGGCAGGGGGCAUGAAGCUGGAGGCUGUCAUGGAGCAGCUGCAGCGCCAGCAGCAGGCCCGGCUGGAGAUGGAGCGCAAGGAGCGACGGCUACGUGAGGCCCACAUCAUGUACGCCCAGCAGGUAGCAGCCCAGCAGGCCAUCCUGGCUGCUGCCCGGGCUGGAGGGGCAGGCUUCAUGGCUAAGGGCCUGGCUGGAGUGGGGCCUGGAGCCGGGCUCAUGUCCAGGGUCUCCAACCAGAGUAGCGUGGACUCUGAGAGAGAGGACGAAGAGGACAGGGGUCGAGACUCUGGGGACGACGAGGAAGAGGAAGAGAUGAUGGAGGGAGAUGAAGGGAGCGAGGAGGACGAAGGGAGGGCUGGUGGGCUGGAGUACCUCCGCAAGCAGACCAUGGCUCUGCAGCAAGGUGCCUCCCGCUUGCCGGCACGGCAGUUUGGCAGUUACACAGCCUCAGCCCCCCUGCAGACCUCCUCGGCCCCCGUCAGAGUGAAGCAGGAGCCCGAUGAAAGUCUUUCCCCAGCUGGCCCCCACUCCGCCACCUCUCCCAACGGACAGGCUGACUGGAGCUUCGACGAUCCCUUCAAACAGAAUGGGAACGCAUCCUGGGGGGACGAGGCUGACAGUGGCAGAGGGGGAAGAGGAGAAGCCUCCAGAGACUUUGCCAAGCUGUAUGAGUUGGACAACGACCCCAACAGGAAGGAGUUCUUGGACGACCUCUUUACCUUCAUGCAGAAACGAGGGACCCCAGUCAACCGGAUCCCCAUCAUGGCCAAGCAGGUGCUGGACCUGUACAUGCUCUACAAGCUGGUGACGGAGAAGGGAGGCCUGGUGGAGGUCAUCAACAAGAAGAUCUGGAGGGAGAUCACCAAGGGCCUCAACCUGCCCACCUCCAUCACCAGCGCUGCCUUCACCCUCCGGACGCAGUAUAUGAAGUACCUCUACCCAUUCGAGUGUGAGAGGAAAGGUUUGAGUUCUCCUGGAGAGCUGCAGGCAGCCAUCGACAGUAAUCGCCGUGAAGGCCGGCGCCCCAGCUACAGCAGCAGCCUCUUCCGUUUCUCGCCCUCCCCCAGCACCGCGCCUCACAUCCUGACCUCUCCCAAGAUGCACCUGUCCACUCUGGGGGUCGGCGCCUCGGGAGGUCUCAAUGGCUUCCACGUCUCCCCUGGCCACUCCCUCAAGAAAGAAGACAUCCCCCCCUCCAUGCUGGCGGCGGCGGCGCGGCCCUCCAUGGCAGCGCUGGCUCUGGGGCAGCAGCAGGUGGCCGGCCUGGCACGGGCCGCCACGCUGGAGCAGCUGCGGGAGAAGUUGGAGACGGGCGUGGGCGAGGGUCCCGAGAGGAAGAUGGCCAGGCUGGCAGAGGAGCAGCAGAGACUGAUGCAGCAGGCCUUCCAGCACAACCUGCUGGCCAUGGCCUCCCAGGUGCCCAUGAACCUGCGUCUGGGCGCCCCCGCCAGAGAUGAAAAACAGGAUAUGUCUCUCAGCAUUUCCACCAAUGGAAACACCAGCAUCAGCGUGUCUGUGGAGGUCAAUGGCACACUCUACUCAGGAACCCUGUUUGCUCAGAAGGCUGGAGGUGGCGGAGGGACGGCCAUGUCAGCUGCUGUCCCUCCUGUAGCCAGCGCUAGCUUCAACUUCGCUGCCCCCUCGGCGCAGAGCCACAGUCCCACCUCUUCCUCAUCCUCCAAGGGGCCCGGCUCGGCCGAGCCAUCCACCAGCGGCUCACCUUAGCUGGGCCAGCUCUUGAACACGAUCCUCAGGCUUCUCGUCAAUCCCCAGGCCCAGCAGGAUUACAGAAAUCAUUAAGACAAAGAAACUGUUGCACAACAAAUACCUCAUCGCACCUGUCAACCUUGGCUGUCCAUCACAUGAGACCAUGUGUCCUCUUACACACACACACACACACACACCAGACAUGCACCUAUGCAUUUUAUUCCACAUACAAUCACACACUCAUGACACAGACACUCUUAUCCCAAAAAUAUAUGCUAAACACAAUCAAAAAUCCACAGCCAAAACCCAUUGACAGGUGUUCCACAACCGAACUUGAAGAGUUUUAUUAUUUAGGACUUCUGUUUGUUGCCAUGUUGUUGUCCUUUUGAUUUAGUGUUUUAGAUUUUUUUUGUUUUGUUUUAUUCUUUAUACAUACCUCUAAUCAAGUACCCUGCAGUGGCAUCUAUACCUCAGUUGGACUAUACUUAAAAACAUGAAUUAACGUAAUUUUUUAUUGUUUUUCAUCUUGUUAAAAUCAGGGGGAAUUCUUUUUUCAGCUUUUUGCAACGGAAA
This is a messenger RNA of Hypomesus transpacificus, 2665 nucleotides long. RefSeq names its product AT-rich interactive domain-containing protein 3B-like. The record is from RefSeq and is a predicted model, not a curated record. The transcript has 9 exons. Gene Ontology annotation, biological process: regulation of transcription by RNA polymerase II. NCBI's taxonomy places the organism in Eukaryota, Metazoa, Chordata, Actinopteri, Osmeriformes, Osmeridae. Gene Ontology annotation, cellular component: nucleus. Bases 296 to 2110 code for a protein of 604 amino acids. Gene Ontology annotation, molecular function: DNA binding.